AUGAGGCCUUCGCAGUUGUUUGCCGCCGUUUUGGCCAUGUCGUCGGUCGCGACUGCCAUGCCAGACGCCUUUGGCAACCUUCACGGUCUGGGAGCCGUCAAGAACCUGUUGUUCGGGCGACAAAAUGACAACUCGCAAUCUACUUCCGCCACGGCCCGAACCACAGCCAGCUCAGGCCAGGCUGAAAGCACAAACGCCGCCAGCGCAACAGAAAGCAGAAACAACGACGACGAUGCUUCCACAACUGCAAAGUCGACGGGCUCUGGGAAAGCCUCAACCACAGGCACAGCCACUCGCGUGACCACUACCCGCAAGGGGAACUCGACCAGCUUCGACGCGCGACUGCCCGCCGGAGGUCUCACCAUGGUGACGCCCGGCGCCCUCGCAGGUUCGCAGUUCUACAAAGUCGGCGACUGGGUGACGUUUGCUUGGAACUACACAUCACUUUCCGUCACCCCGGCCCAUCUCGACAUCCUCGCCACAUGCACGGCCAACCAGGCGACCUACACCAUCGCCGUGAACCAGUCGGCGCAAGAGACAUCAGUGCUCUGGAACACGGGCGAUGUACCGGAUGGCCAGGCUCCCUUCCUCACUGAGAAGUACACGCUUCUGAUCUACGAUGCCCAGUCGAGUGUGACUGCUGCUGCCAAGGCGGGUUAUCUGGCUCCUUUCAGCGCAUUGUCGUUUGGCAUGUACACACCGCAGCCCUAUGUACCAUUUGAUGAAUUCGAUUGCGUGAACUGCAACGCUGCUUUCUCGCCCUUCGAGAACUUGACCCUCAAGGCUAUGAUGAUCACAUCUGGCACCACACUCGCCUCGCUUCUCUACUUCACCUACAACUUCGGUCUGUGGUAG
This is a messenger RNA of Dothidotthia symphoricarpi CBS 119687, 855 nucleotides long. RefSeq lists its product as uncharacterized. The record is from RefSeq and is a predicted model, not a curated record. The transcript has 3 exons. NCBI's taxonomy places the organism in Eukaryota, Fungi, Ascomycota, Dothideomycetes, Pleosporales, Dothidotthiaceae. Bases 1 to 855 code for a protein of 284 amino acids.